Cryptococcus wingfieldii CBS 7118 is the source of this 1974-nucleotide messenger RNA. RefSeq lists its product as hypothetical. Gene Ontology annotation, biological process: protein sumoylation. NCBI's taxonomy places the organism in Eukaryota, Fungi, Basidiomycota, Tremellomycetes, Tremellales, Cryptococcaceae. Bases 1 to 1974 code for a protein of 657 amino acids. The record is from RefSeq and is a predicted model, not a curated record. The transcript is spliced from 9 exons. Gene Ontology annotation, molecular function: zinc ion binding; SUMO ligase activity.
AUGUAUGGUAAUGUCUACGCUGGCAUACGGUCGUCUGAUAGGAAGAGUGAUAUGGUCGACAAGUUGAAAUCCGCAUUUUAUGGAAUCAAGUCCCGAAAUGACUUGCAGACGUAUGCCGAUGUGCGAGUCAGAUGCGAGGCGUAUGCGUUUGGCUACACGACCGAGUCAUUGAAUGCCGCCCUCGCCCAGCCAACAGCUGUCCCGCCAGCCAGUGGCGCACCGGUCAAUGGCGCCCCACCACCGGCUGCAGGGCCUUCGACAGCUGCCGCAGGAUCUACUGGAUCAGCAGGAUUUGGUGUGCAGAGAUGGCAACCUCAAACGGCUACUGGAGGAGGAUCAAAUGGCGCGGCAUAUCCAGCAUCAUCGGCUCCGGCACUACCAGAACGUGUACCGCCUAGAACAGCGCUUAUGAAUGCUUAUCGUGAGGCGGCAGGACCCGCGGCUAUCAAUCACGUACCGAGAGGACCAAUAUUGCUUGAGUGGAAGACGAGUCCAAUGUGGAAACCUGUACAGGCGAUUACAAAUAUGGAGCAAUUACCAGAUAUCACGGCCCACGAAAGCCACACAAAUCGCAAAGAAAGAGUCACUCGUUUCGUUCUUCCUAACGACGUAAUCGCCAAACUCAACAUGUCCCACACCUCCCCAACUACGACACCCCACUACUCUCUCCGCCUAUUCUGCGCCUCCUCAGAUCAUUACCGCCCACUGAACGCUCGCACAAAUCCGUACGGCACCAACAAGGAUAUACCGAUCGAAUAUCCGUCUUUGCCGGAUGUGUAUGUGGAUGGAGUCGGCUUGCCGUUCAAGGAGAAGGGACUGAGAGGGAAAGCGGGGAGCGCUCCGCCGUUUGAUCUGGAAAAGGCGCCGGCGAGGCGGGGGUAUAUGCCGGGGAGGAUGAUUUCGGUGGCGUUUGGGCACAAGGGGCCGACGACGGGAAAGAACAAGUCCAUCUCCAAAAAAUUCUUCUACCAGCUGGUCUUGGCGGAAAUAACGACGAAAGAGGAACUGUUGACAAGACUGGGCAACCUUCAACCCACAAAUGCGGGUGAUUCUUUGGACCAAUUACGAAGACAGCAAGACGAGGACGAUGAUAUCGUAGCGGGAACGGCGUCAUUAUCGCUCAAGGAUCCAUUGUCGUAUAUGCGUAUAUCACGUCCAGUACGGUCCAAGAAAUGUUCACAUCUUCAAUGUUUCGAGGCCCAGUGGUGGGUUGAGAGCAACGCCACUCAUCCACAGUGGCUGUGCCCACAUUGCAGCAAAGAGCUGUUCUUUGACGACCUUAUCAUUGAUGGAUACGUCUCUUCAAUAUUGAAAGCCGUUCCGGACGAUUACGACGAUGUGAUCUUGGAGCCUUCAGGCGAAUGGCACACGGAAGAUAACAAAUACGCCUCCGAGGUCUGGCGAGCAGCGCAUCCUCCUCCAGCUCCGCCUGCCCCCGCCAUCCCAUCUGUACCACCUCCUUCCGGCCCAUCAUCCUCUACACCAGGGCUCGAAACGAAACCCAGUCUGACCCAGCUCAACGGCAACGACAGCAGCAAUGGUGAAGGCGCCAAGCGAAAAGUGGUCGAGAUCUUGGACUCGGACGACGAAGAUAGUCUCCGUGGUAAAUCUUCGGCAGCCCCUUCUUCGCGCGUGUCCCUCUCCAUCCCUCCUGUCGGUGCUCGAACAGGUCUCAAUACACCGAUUAUUGAUCUGACUCUGUCAGAUUCAGAAGACGAAGGCCCACCACCGCCACCGCGUGCACCUGCGCCUGCGACGGCGAACCCGGUGACAGCGCAAGUGUCGAGACCGCAUACGUCUAUGGGGACGAGCGCGAGUGAUAUGGAUGGUGAAAAUGCGUUCUGGCGGGGCAACGUGAAUGAUGGGCAGGGGGCGGGGAUCAAUGGGGGCAGUUCGAGUCUUCCGGCCAGCUCGACGCAGUCUACGCCGGCUGCAGGGGCUGGGAGGAUGCCGCAGAUGGGAACUUGGGAUUAG